Messenger RNA from Microsporum canis CBS 113480, 1347 nucleotides. RefSeq lists its product as uncharacterized. The coding region runs from base 1 to 1347 and encodes 448 amino acids. The transcript is spliced from 3 exons. NCBI's taxonomy places the organism in Eukaryota, Fungi, Ascomycota, Eurotiomycetes, Onygenales, Arthrodermataceae. The record is from RefSeq and is a predicted model, not a curated record.
AUGGAGGAUAACCCCGUCGUUUAUGAGAAUUCUACUUGUCAUCCCACAAAUACCCAUUCAACUGGAACUCCAGAACACUGGAAUUCCGAUGAAACAGUGACUGUUAAAGAUAUAUACCCUUUCUUCACUGGAGAAUAUGACAUAGUACCGCGAGGGAAACAGGUUCUAGCAUACGAUUAUCCCCUUCAUAAAGAAAACACUCAGAUCACCUGUUCCACCUGUUCGAGCGUAUAUUCCACUUCAACAGUAGCAUCUUUUCUGUCACCUAAAAACUCUGCAACUUCGGAAACUCCCUCCUCUUGCCAGAGCUUUGAAGAGGAUAAAGGAUUUGAGGCUUCAGACAUCCAUGAAUGUGAUGAAUUUGGGAGCGUCAUAGAUGGCAAUCUUUGGUUGGAGUUCGAUCACUAUGUUGCCAAUACCCAUAGGUUCCCCUCAACCAACAGUGACAUGGUGUUGAAAGUCGGAAAUACACACAUGAAUUCCCGCGCUAAUUCUACCAUUCGCACUACUAAGCAACUGAACUGUGGUAUUUCCAACCGUAUUCCCGGCACUGAUGGUCAACACAGUAUACCCGGGGUGGAUUUCUUCCCUGGGAGCGAAAGUCCGCGCAACCUUAAAACGUCUACAAAGAAGCAAACCAUUGAGAAAACCAGGCUCCCUCCAAAACCCGCAACGGGUAAUAAAAAUAUUAAUGCCACUAAAAUCUCCGCUGUAAACGAUAUAGCCUAUAUUUCUGACAUGGAGGUUCCUCGCGUCGAACCAUUUGUUAGAUCCAACUUCCCUCUACACACAAGCAGCCCAUCCGCAGUUCAAGGUUUAAGUUCAGACCAAAUCCUCCUCCGCACAUGUUUUCGCAUUGGUGAAACUCUAGCCUCCCGCAAUAUACCAGACAUGAGGGCAGAAGAUAACCUUCGAACAACUACCGUGGUGGAGCUCUAUGCUUCUGUGUCUAAAUCUUACCGCAGUGGGCCUUCCCAGAUUUUUAUCUUUUCAGAUAUUUUCUUUCCCACACACCCUCCUUAUCUAAUGGGGGAAUGGCGUGGGUGGCAACAAAAUAGCUAUCUCAACCAGGUAGGUAGAUAUUUCUUGAGCGAAGAUGGAAGUAAUGGCCAUGGAGCAAAAUUAAACAACAAACAAAAAUUACUCGACCGCGGCCAAGGGCGAUCCAAAAUGUGCCGAGUUGUUGGCGUUAUCUCUCAAGAAGGCUCCUCAUUUACAGAAAAUAAUAGUCAUCCACGGUCCCCAAUCUCCCAAUUUCCUACAGGGCAUGGGAGACUUAGAAUACUGCGUAUUCAGAAGGCUGAUUGGUCAGAUAUCGCACUAAUGAAAAAAGCUAUGGACAUCUAA